AGAGCAAAAUACUUGAAGAGAAAGUUCAGUUACAAAAGGAUUAUUUAUUACGAGAAACAAUUACCAAACAGAUUGAAAAAGAUCUGUUGAAUGAGUCGCAUAUAAGGAUCGAGAAUUUGGAAUCUGUAGCCAUCAGACAAAAGCGACCUUACAAGGAAGAGAUCGGAUCCGUUAUAUUUGAUGAUGAAGAGUUUACUAUUCCAUCAUUUAUCCUAACCAUUACAGUAGACUUAUCUACCCUGCUAAUUGAUACACAGGAUAAUGAUACUUUUGACAACAAAGUAUCAUGUGAAGCGUAUAUAAAG
Molecule: messenger RNA, 305 nt
Organism: Diversispora eburnea
Lineage: Eukaryota; Fungi; Glomeromycota; Glomeromycetes; Diversisporales; Diversisporaceae
Source: the annotation of a GenBank genome assembly